UCCCUUUCCACCACAUCUGUUUCUCAUGCUGGCGGCAGGAUCCAACCUGGAAAAUAUAGGAGGGGGGAAGGCAAUCGCUCCUUACCACAAAUCCAGAAUCAGCACAUUCAGCUUUAAGCCUCCUUGUCAGAAACACAUCCAGACUUUAUUUUUUUAAAUUUUUCACCAGGCCCUUUUUGACACUUUUGACCUUGUUUUGACGUUGCCGUGUCAGUUUACGAGACGGUGAAGCGGGAGUGACUGGCGGAGGUGGAGAAAGUGAAGCAGUCAAGAGAAGUUUGACAACUGAGAAGAAGGACGGACUGAAGUUGGCAGCGUCCGCUGGACAUGUGAGGGGGAAAAGAGCCGACUGAGUGGAAAAAGAAAGCAUCGAUGAAGGAGCGUCUGCCGCUCAGGAGAUAAUCAGACGACGCGAUGUGGACGACGGCCGUCAUCCUGCUGCUUCUGCCUCAACUGCUCCCCUCCACUGACACAGGACAGAGCGCUUCUUUCAGCCAAUCAGAAAUAGUCAACGAGGACCUUUCCGACGCUCCGGUCAAAGGUCAGAAACACUCCCGAGGGGUCAGAGGUCAGGAUACAUGCUCCAUCCCAUGUGACAUCACCGUCAAGCUGCUACGAGAUGAGAAACAUUCAAUCUGUGGCCAGUUCCAGCAGUCUCUGGUAGCGUUUGGACGCAGCACCCGGAAGCUGAUCCGGGAUGUGAUGGAGGAGCAGGAGAGAGCGCUGGACAUCCUCAGCAGUCAGGUCACAGAGCUGAUGACCAAAGUGCAGACGCUCAGCUCGGAGGUGCAGAGAAGCAACGCCGAGAUGUACUCCAUCAAACCCGUGCAAUCCCAUGGACGAGACUGCAGCGACAUCAAGGACAGUCUCCUGUCGGUCGUCCCCAAGAUCCCGAGCGGCAUCUACAUCGUCCACCCGGAGGACACGGACUCUUCUUUCGAGGUGUUCUGUGAGAUGGACUACAUGGGAGGCGGAUGGACGGUGAUGCAGCGGAGGACCGAUGGAGUCACUGACUUCAAGCGAGCCUGGGCCGAUUAUGUCGACGGCUUUGGAAACCUCGCAGGAGAGCACUGGUUGGGUCUGAAGAAGGUAUCUCAUAUAUUAAACCAGAAGGACACUCGGUUCCAGCUCCACGUCGCUCUGGUGUCCGACGAUGACGUCACCUCUUAUGCGGCGUACGAUGAUUUCGAGCUGGGCAACGAAACUCUGUUCUUCCCGAUACACCUGGGCCGAUACGCAGGCAGCGCAGGUGAUGCCUUUCGCGGCUACAACCAGGACCAGAACCAGGACACGGCUCCCUUCAGCGCCUCGGACGUGGACAACGACGGCUGCAACCCGUCCUGCUCCAUCGGCGGCGACACGGUGGAGAGCUGCAGCGCGCGGCACAACCUCACCGGCUGGUGGUUCAACCGCUGCGGCCUCGCCAACCUCAACGGCGCCCCGGAAGACGCGGAGCAGAACCCGGACCGGAGGAUGAACAUCCUGUGGGACACCUGGAGGCGGAGGGGAGUGACGCACACCAUCACAUCCGUCACCAUGAAGAUCAGGAGGAUCGCAACCAAUAACUGACACAAGAGGGGAGAGGAGAGGAGGAGAGCGGGAGAGAGAGGGAGAGA
Pseudoliparis swirei is the source of this 1616-nucleotide messenger RNA. It is a transcript of the gene angptl5, whose product is annotated as angiopoietin-like 5. The transcript is spliced from 8 exons. Bases 415 to 1569 code for a protein of 384 amino acids. The record is from RefSeq and is a predicted model, not a curated record. NCBI's taxonomy places the organism in Eukaryota, Metazoa, Chordata, Actinopteri, Perciformes, Liparidae.